Messenger RNA from Antrostomus carolinensis (chuck-will's-widow), 531 nucleotides. It is a transcript of the gene OSTN, whose product is annotated as osteocrin. The coding region runs from base 7 to 408 and encodes 133 amino acids. Gene Ontology annotation, molecular function: signaling receptor binding. Lineage: Eukaryota; Metazoa; Chordata; Aves; Caprimulgiformes; Caprimulgidae. The record is from RefSeq and is a predicted model, not a curated record. Gene Ontology annotation, biological process: hormone-mediated signaling pathway. The transcript has 5 exons.
UGCAAGAUGCUGCAGUUCCAGCUUGUUGUGGUGCAUUUGGCUCUUGUGAUCUCCCUUCUGCAGUGGCACUCUAGCUCAGUGCUCCUCACGGAGGCAGCUCCAGAGCCUCUGAAGCCUUCUGCUGCUCUGGGCAUGAGAGUACAACCCAUUGCCAAUGAAGAGAAGUCAGCCACUGACCUGUCAGCCAAACUGUUCCUUCUUGAUGAGCUGGUGUCUCUGGAGAAUGAGGUGACCGAGACCAAGAAGAAAAGAAGCUUCCCAGGAUUUGGCUCCCCGAUUGACAGGAUUUCUUCAACCUCUGUGGAUGCUAAAGGCAAACAGAGGAAAGUGGUUGAGCUGCCUAAGAGACGUUUUGGAGUUCCUCUCGACCGGAUUGGAGUGAGCCAUCUCGGCAACACCAAGGGUUAGCAGUUUCUGCAAGUGCUUCUAUUCUGAAUGAUUGAUGCUGUAUUGAAAACAGUACAGAAAUACAGAAGAUGCAUCACGGCACAUCUUGUCAUUGACUAAUGAUUCAACACUCAAGGAAUUGAC